This is a messenger RNA of Anastrepha ludens (Mexican fruit fly), 25820 nucleotides long. RefSeq lists its product as uncharacterized. The record is from RefSeq and is a predicted model, not a curated record. The transcript is spliced from 7 exons. Gene Ontology annotation, cellular component: nucleus. Gene Ontology annotation, molecular function: DNA binding; mismatch base pair DNA N-glycosylase activity. Lineage: Eukaryota; Metazoa; Arthropoda; Insecta; Diptera; Tephritidae. Gene Ontology annotation, biological process: base-excision repair, AP site formation. The coding region runs from base 5388 to 14399 and encodes 3003 amino acids.
CUCAAAACAUCCAAAAAUAAAGUUUCGUCUAUUUAGAAUCACGGCAACCCGUGCCGAGUUGAGCGGAAACCUGUCGGUACUUGUAUAGUACGGCGCGCGCGAACUGUCGGAUUGAUUGCAUGUAAUUACUUGUUUAUUUUAUUAGUAAUCGCGUUUUUUUCGUGUAGUCAACAUGUCAGUGGAGUAACGAAGUUCCAAAAAGGAGAUAUUUCUAAUAGGGGACGUAAAACAUCAAAUCACCGGUUCUAAACUUCCCUCUAACGGGCAAGUACUGGCAGUUUUGUUCUUUAAUAUUCGUGAAGUGAACUUAAGUGUCAAUGAAAGUGCAAAUCUCACAAUUCGUGAGUGUGUUAUUUAUUGGGAAAAGGCACGUAUACCGACCAGAUCAAUAUAUAAAUGUGUUAAGAAACUAGUUAACUUAUACCAAGUUUGGAGUGAAUUGCAAAAAAAACUCAAGAAGUGUUUGAACAGCGUCGAAGGGAGUUUUUUUCAAACUUAAAGAAUUUGUUUGACAUUGCACAUGCCGAUGCUCUUCAAUCGAUUACAAUAAAUGAAGAUAAGAUCUUCUUGCAGCGCCAAAGAGAACCAGGUCGGCCCGGUCACUUAGCCGGAGUGGACAAAAAACUAACAAACAAAGAGGAAAGGACGCGCCUUCGAAUCAUCGAGGAGGAAAAGCGACGUGCUAAAAAUUUUUCAUCCUUAGCCCCAUCAACAUCAUCUUGCGAACCAGCACUAGAAAAGUCCUCUUCUGAUUGUGAAAUAAUAGAAUUAGAAGAAAAUAGGCCCAGCGCAAGAGAAGCCUCCUCUCAGCGCGAUAAAACUUCUAUGCGGAAAAAUAUCAUAACUCCCAAGAUAGUUGCCGCAUUACACAGGUGUCAGUUAAGUGUGAGGGAUUCUGUCUUUAUAAUUGAAGCUACUAUUGAGGCUGUGGGGCACAAUACGGAUGAAUUCCCUAUAAUCAAGCCCUCCAUCCAUAGAGUUCAUACGGAAAUGAAGCUAUAAAAAUUUAUUUUCAAAACAAGGUCCCGGACAUGAUAACUGUCCACUGGGACGGAAAACUGUUGCCAGCUCUAGAUUCACGACGUAAAAGUAAAGAAGAACACCUACCGGUAGUUAUUACAUACGAUAAUAAAGAACAAAUUAUUGCUGUUCCUAAAUUGGAUAGCUCGACAGGAAGAGAACAGGCAGCCGCAGUUUGGGAUGCUAUUACGAACUGGAACCUUGAAGACAAAGUGCAGAUUCUCUGUUGUGAUACUACUGCUUCUAACACAGGCCGCAUAAAUGGAGGAUGUGUGCUUCUCGAACAAAAACUGGGUAGAGAAGUGCUUAUUUUUGCUUGCCGUCAUCACGUUUACGAAUUAGUACUUAAAGGCGUGUUUGAAGCGAAAAUCAGUCAGGUAACUACAAGCCCAGACAUCCCAUUAUUCAAGAAAUUCCAAGAAAUCUGGAAAAAUAUCGAUCCCGAGAAAAAACAAAGCUGUACAGAAAAGCUAUCUUGUUUUAAUGUUGCGAAAAUUGACAAACUGCCAGAAUUCUACAAAACUGAAUUAACCAAAGAAAUCGUUAGAGAUGACUAUCGCGAAUUAAUUGAGCUUUCAAUUAUAUUUCUUGGCGGAGAUUCAGAGAAGAAAUUUAAGAUUCGGCACCAGGUGCUAUGCACCAGGCUCGAUGGAUGGCGAGAGCCCUUUAUUCAUUAAAAAUAUCGUUACGUAGGUCUCAAUUCAGAAUUUCAAACAAGGAUAAGGCAGUAAAGUCACGGUAUCAGGAUUUGUGUUUUUUGAAGGCCAUGAAAAAUUACGAAACAAUAGACAAAAGCAUUUCAAAAGCAGCUUUGCAGAAGUUUUGGCAGCAUUUGUGGUAUUUGACAGAUGAAGUAUCUAUUCUGGCUUUAUUUGAUGAUGUCAAUCUAGAAACUAAAGUAAGAAUGAUUGCUAACUUAACUAGAGAAAACCCAACAGCUCACAAUAAACGUUACAUUGCAUACAAAGAAGAACUCUGUGGCCCACUUUUUGGUACGUUAAUUAAGCCUUGAUUUUGUUCUUUUACUAAGUUUGCUAAUAGGUAUAAUUGAUAACUGAUCUAUCUGUUUUAAUUUCAGAGAAAAACAUUGAUGACUUCGUCUCUGUCAAAAGCAAGUUCCUGUUUAAUCGAUUCCAGAUUGACGACAGUUUUCUGAACAAGUGCCCCUCUUUGUGGUCAAAUGAUGAUUCCUUUCUACAGGCUAAAAAUAAGCUGCUAGGACUGAAAUCAGUUAAUGAUACGGCAGAAAGAGCGGUUAAGUUAAUGCAAGACUUCCAUGGUUUGAUCACUGUUCAAGAGGAGCAAAAACAAUUUUUAUUACGUUCCGUACAAGAACACAGACAGGUAUAUCCCGACUGUAAAAAGCAAACUUUGAAAAGAAAAUUUGAUGAUUGAUGUCCCUUUUAUAAUAAAAAGAAAAUAAAUACGAAAUAUGUUUUUUAUUUUUAUUUAUUUAAUUAAUUUAAAAAUUCAAUUAAACUUUUCUCUAUUGUGAGCCUAUAGCUUUCAUACUAACUUUUAAACUUAAAGUUUGACAUCAAGUCGGCACGGGUUAAUGACAUCCGAUCUCAAUAAUAUUUUAUAUUUAAGUUUUUAGAGUCAAAUGGAAAAAAAAAUAAAGGGUAUGCGUAUUGAAAUUCCGAAAAAAAAAUUCCCCUUUGUAGCCUGGGACACCCUAACGCAUUUAGAGAAAUAGAGUGAGUGUCCUGUGUGUGCGGUUUUAUGUACAGGGGUUGAUUGAAAUGUAAUGAGCCUUAUUUUUUUAAGCAGUUUUAUUAAACCUUUUGGCUUAUACAACUAAUAUUCUUCAAAAUAGGACCCUUGAGCGUCAAUACACCGCUGGUCGCGGUCCUUUCACUGCAGGAAACAUUUUUUAAACUCAUCCGGAAUCGCGUUCGAUUCGGCUGUCACAGUUUUUUGGAUGGGCCUCGAUGGAGUCGAAACGCUUCCCCUUCAACUUUCUUUUCAAUCGCGGGAACAAGAAGAAGUCCAGAGGCGACAGGUCUGGGUUGUAGGGAGGGUGGGGAAGCACCGGAACCCCCAUCUUGGCCAAUGCAGAGGUGCAGAGGAAGGCGGUAUGCGCCGGCGCAUUGUCGUGGUGAAGGGUCCAAUUGUUGACGAGGUCGGGCCGAACCGGCGCGACGCGGUUUUUCAGCCGAAGGAGCAGUUCUUUGUAAAAUGCCGCGUUUACAGUGCUUCCUGGAGGCACAAACUGUUUAGCUUUACGCAAAAUUUGAUCGAGUAGCGUUGCUCCAACGACCGCUGCAUUUUCGCCACUGCAAAAUCCUCACACACUUUUAAAACAGCUUUCACGCGCGAAGCGAUGUUGACUGCACCGCUGUUGCCAGCGAACUGGGACCGGUUUUUAGUGGAAGGGAAGGUCCAACGAUCAUUCUCCCCUACCAACCGAUUCGGUUGAUCGCUUGGCAGACGCUCCGCGCGGGAAGGCUCAUUACUUUUCAAUCAAACCCUGUACAUGCAUAUGUGUAUAUAAUAAUCAUUGUUUUGCUGGGAGUUCCGAAUACAAAUAUGUACGUACAUAGGCUAGGGUAUCAAGUGUGCAUACGCACAUACAAAUAUGUACAUGCAUAUGCAAAAGAUAAUUGUUUUAGCAUUUUUUAGGCAAGAAUUCGAUCUUUCGUAUAUUUAUUCCCUAAUUAUUGAAUGUAAAUAUGAUUAGGCUACGCCUCAUAAGGUUGUCAUGGUUGCUUCAGUGCAUACAUAUGUGUGCAACACUAUAUUUUUAAAGAUGCAAUUGAACUUAGUUAUCCCAUAUGUAUGUUCAAAUACGAUUCUUUGAAUUUUUCCUUUAUUUGCUUUAAAUUUCAAAGAUUAAUACUAUCUAGAAAAUGCACACAUAUAUUAUUAACAGCAACAACAGCAAUAGACAUCGGUGCAGCAUUCUCAGCCUUUGUACAGGAAUUCAAGUCAAACAUUUUUCUUCUUUCUAUAUUUGUGACAGGCACCCUAGGUGUGAGUUUGACAGGCACUUAUGUGCGUAAUAGUGCGAGUGCUUGGUCCGUGUGCUUGAGUACAUUGUAAUUUUUAUGGGAGCAUUAAAAUCAAUAGAAUAUCAACAAAAAAAAGAAAACGAAAUAAAAUCUUUGACUUUGAAAAUUUACAAUAACAAAUAUUUUUAAUAUAUUUCUUAACUAUAAUAAGGCUUUUUAUUAAGAAAUAUAUAAAUUUGUACGACAUUUGCUUAGGAUUUUUUUGAUACGAGUUUCUAUGAAAUUUAACCAAAAGUUACCGUGACUAGGUACCAGCGAUAGAAUACCCGUCGUGGACAUCAGCAAAAUCGCGGUGCUCAGCAAAAUUACUUGCAACAAAUUGAUAAGUAAACGGAAAAAAAACAGAAACAAUUGCGGAGGAGAAACAAAAGAGGAGAGCGACUUUCAGCUGUUCUUGGUUAUCAAAAUUAAAUACUGUGCGGCGCGCCACCUAUGCACUAUCAAAGCAAUCUUAUUGUCAACUACAUUAUCGACGCCAAAUCGAAUAGGGCUGCCAUUUAAGUAAAAAAUGAAUUUGCGAAGAACACCUCCUCCGGGUCGUGGAGAUUCGACAAAAAAUCGAGCCACUAUUAACUCACUACCAUUUAGAGGUGGAAAUCUACUAAAAAAAAACAAGAAAAUAUAGAGGAGGAAGAAAUUAAAAACUUAUCGAAGCAACUGCAAAAUAUGCAACACAUUUGCGCUGAAUUAAAAAAUGAGCUACAACACCUAAAAAUUGAAAACGCUAAUCUAAAAGCUCAAACUGCAUUCACUAGUAAAACCAACAGUGUACAGCAAAAUAAAACACCACCUCAAUAUGAAACCGAUGAAAGAAGGGCUAGAUCGGGAGACGGACUGAAUCUUAAAAAGCGUCCAUCUAAAAAAUGAAAAGCUGUAAGUUCACAAAUGAACAAAGAGAUUCAAAUUCAAAUUUGAAUACAGUAAUAUCCAACAAUAAAACACUACAAGAUGAUAAAAAAGUCCCACGUCCGCCACCAAUUAUGGUAACAGCAGAAUAUUUAAUUGCGAUCUUGGAGAUACUCGUGACUAUUUACUGUAGCAAUAUCCAAUUAGAACCAAGAAAACCGAAAACUGAACAACGAAAAACUGCAGAAUUUUAUCUCGUAAAUGUUAUUUUGCAAUAAACGAAGAGAAGAACAAAUAUAAUUACCUAAUGAGUACCAUCAACAACGUAGUUAGCAGAUUAUAAAACUCUAAAAUGAUUUAAACCAAAACUUUACGAAUAAUAAAAAAUGUGAAAGGCGUCUAAAAACUUGGUACACCAGUUCAGUGGACCGAUUUUGGCUUAAAACCGGAACGGAAACUGUAUCGGUUGUCACCCGUUGUCAGGAUUGCAACUCUCUUCACAGGAAAAAUAUGCAUGUGGUAACAUUAUACCCUGAGACGAUUGCAACAUUAGCCACAUUUAAUACCUUAAACGAAAUUAGAAAUAUCAACGCCAACAGUUGGAAAAAAAACAGUAAAAGUAGAAACAUAAACAAAAUUACAAAAAAACAAUUCAUCCCAAUUGUCGCUGAAAAUCCGAGCUACAGAAUUUUUCAGCAGCCCACAUCUUCUAACUUAAACAACAGAAAGGGUAUAUCUUCUGAUUCUAGUAAUGACAAUAUCAAUAAUGUUAAAUACAUUAGAGCUUCAACAACACUAACAAAAGCAAAAAACGAUACGACACCAAAAACUCAAACACUCGUAGCCACAACCAUAGUAACAGCAUUGAAAGCCGUGCACGAAAUGAGUCAACACGACGGUGUCACAAAUAUGGCGAGAAAUAAAAUAUUUGCAAAGAUUUUGCCAAGCAAUAGUUUUGGCAGCACUUCAGGAGAUGAUAACGUUUCUUUUGGCGAUGACAAUGAGGGUGCGUUAUGUAUCAAUAAUGACAAUAUUAGUAGUAAAAGCCGCACCGGCAGCAUCAGCAACAGCGACGAUAAAAGCAAUACGGCUGCGGUAAGAAACAACAGCAGCAGCAAAAUGGACACAAACGAACGAGAUCGAAAACGUAAGCGUUAUUUAUCUGACGAGGAUUGUACCCGAACAACUCGCCAAAAACAGCAUCUACUACAACAGCAACAAAUUGAACAACACGGAUACUUAUGUGACAUAGCCUCAGUAUUGGCGAAGAAAUCGAAACCUAUGACCGAGAACGCAAUUAAAUGCAGCAGCAACAGUAGCAGUAGUAACCCAAGUAAUAGUGGAAUUGAUGCGCUUCCCAGAAAAUGGUUGCGCUCCUCGCUUUCUGGUGGUAUGCAAGAAAGUAUGGCGACAGAAAUUGGAAAAAGAUGUAGCAUUAUGGAACGCAAACGUAUACUGCAAGCAGACUCUCACCGAAAACAGAGCGACAACACAAUUAUCAGCAAAUGGCGAAAGAGCACAGAACAGAGAUUGUCAAAAAAGCAAGAUUUCUCUAGCUCCGAUUUUAGUGAUGACAACGACGAAGACGAACAUAAUGAAAGUGCCGAUUGUGAUAAUGAGCUUGGUAAUGAUGCAGUUGAUAACGACGGUGUUGUCAAUGAAGAGCGGACUGUACAAAGCGCUGAAAUUAAUGAAGUUGGCACAUUAAGCAAACAUAGCUAUAAUCCAAUGAAAAGCCUCAUCGAUGCUAAUAGAGUAAAAAUAUCAGAACAUUCACGUUCACCAUCAUUAAUCAAUUCGUCUCUUACGCACAUUGUAUCCGAAUUUGAAGAUAAAGAAAAAGUUUCCACGGAUAACAGGUUUCGCGCUAAUGAAUCUGAUCGUGACGCUAUGAUUAUAGAUGGUAAAAUUGUAUUACCGACGAAACCAAGAAAUAAGUCGGCUCGGGAAGAGAAUGCACUGCCCGGCAUUGAAACCAAAAUGUCGCAUCGUCAUCAGCAAAGUCGUCGUCUUAGCUCAUCGCCGCAUGCUAGCCAUGAAGGAACAAAAUCGCCGGUGAACAUCAGUGAGACUGUAUUUGCCCUGAGCCAAUCUGCUGGUACUGCCAUGCAAGUCACUCACGCAUCAAGCGCAACAACUUUAAUAACACCAGUCCGUUUGGCGCUUCGGGGCCAUAAUUAUUGCUUCGAUACUGGGGCAUCAGUAACGGAUGAAGAUGUGACAGCAAAAAGUAAAAAUUCGAACGAGAUUGAGGCCAAUAGCACGAAACAGCACGAAAAUGCCGCCCAAAGCCGUAUAUGUGAUUUUACUGUAAAUGAAAAAAAUUCCGAAAAUACUUCCAAGAAUGAAGUUCCGUUCACAGGCAUAGAAAAUGGUGAACCUAAUGACAGUGAUGGUGAUUUUAAGAGAGGGAACUUGAACAGCAAACAAGGGUAUAUAUCAAGUCCACUCGAUACGGGUGAACAUGGGGGACAUCAGACGCUAUACGGUGAUCAACAUGUAAGCGAUGAUAGGUCUAUUAAUGCCGUUAGAAUGUGUUUAGAAACAUCUUUGCAAACGACGUCAACAACACAAGCGACGGGAACAGAGCCAACCCAUUAUCACCACCUGGCAGCAAAAACAACGACGUCAGAUUUGGUGUCAAUAAACAAUCGAAUUGAAAGGACUAGUACGGUCAAUGUUGUGGAUAAUGCUGGAGAUUUGGAAGCAAUAGCUAGGCAAACGCGUCAAAAUACCGAAAACGAAGAAAAAGAUGACGACAACGCUAUUACUAUGGAAGGUCAUGUCAGCAAUGUGGUCAGAGGGGAUGAUACCAGCGAUACUUUGGAUCGGACACAUAGUUUAAUCCAUGCUGAUGAUCAUAGUUAUCGCAAUAUAGUUGCGAUAUCUAUGUGCAGUUACGACAGGAGCGAGAACCUUUGCUUACCGGCCGAAUCUUUUUCGCUUGCAAUAACAUCAAUAAAAGCGGAAAAUACAACUCUUAAAUUUGCAAAUAAUUUAACCAAUUCUACUACUACUACUACUACUACGACUACUACUACUACUACUACUACUACUAUUACUACUGCUACUACUACUACAAGUACUACUGCUAUUACUACUACUACUACUUCUACAAUUACUAUGGCUACCGAAGGUUGUGUUUCAUCAAAUAUUACUAACAAGAUUCCUGAAAGAGAUGCUAUAAUAGCAGCAGCAGAAGCAAUGGCGGCGCCAUCGCUGACACCGGCAUCAACACCGAUGUUGAACACAGCGAAAAUGUUUGUAAAUAAAGCUGAUGGCAAUGAAAUCGGUAAAAAUAUGACGCAUGAACUAAAUACAACUGCUAUCAAUAUGAACCCAAUGUCUCAAGAUAUUUAUGAACUGAACGCCUCGCCAGAGCCGCCGAAAAUAUUAACAGAAACGUAUUCCACGCGCACUGAAAACAAAAAUUUAACAACGAAUGAGUCAUACAGUUCAUGGGUUCAUACAAGUGAAAUAUUCAGACGCUACAGCAUUGGUGACAGCGAAGAUUGUAGUGUCUUAGAUACCGCGGCGCAAAACGAGCCACAGUUGCCGAUUAUAACAGAUUUGUGCUAUAAAGUAGAAAGCAACCUGGAUAUUACUAGGAGAAGUCAAGACGGGUCAAACUCAAAACUUCAAUUGCAGUCAAAUGAUCACGAAACUGAUUAUAGUGCGACCAUUGGGAAUGAACAGCAGCCAAAAGAUCAAACAAGCGAGCAUUAUACUAGACUCCAGCCCGAUGAUUCUUGUACAACUUUGGGGGCUACGCAUCGGUAUGCUGCAGAAAUGACGGCGCACCAGAAACGUCAUCUGAAUCAGAGCAUACAGCACUAUACGCAGAAUCAGUUAUGCCACCAAAUGCAGCAGCAACAAUAUCAGAUCCAUGAUCAUCGGCAAAACCAACUGCAACAAGAACUGCAUCAACUGCGCCAGGAAAAAAAUCGUGAUGAUCGUGUACAUGCACAAAUUGAUACAUCACACGUGCUGCAGCACGUUUCGUCUCACGGCCAUCAUCUGCAUACGCAAGCUCACUCGUUACAUUUACAAGACCGUCAACAGCAGCAGCUGACGCAACAGCAUUUAGUAGAACAAGAAAAUCAGCGUCUAGAUCGGCAACGUAACGAGGACCAGCAGCAACAACACUUGAUUGCAUAUCUGCACCAUACUGCCGAGCAGAGUCGCCUACAGCAACAUCACGCCGCUCAUCAACAACAUGAAUAUCAGCAGCACCAGUAUCAACAACAGCAACAACAUUUACAGCAUCAUCAGCAACACCUUCUUACAAAUUUGCUACUAUCAGCGCAGCAACAACAACAACCUCAACAUCACACGCAAACAGAUUUCAAACGAUCGAAUCGUCCACAACCCAGUAUUGAUGACCUCAUAAUUGACGAAUUCUCAGAAGAUCCGCACGCAGCCUAUAAACUUGGUCUUUCGCCAAACAAUGUCAAGCAUGAACAUCAAGAUGAUGGCUAUGAGACCAGUGCCGGCGAUGUGCUUACUCCGAAUUCUCAUAGCUCUUCAACGCACUCGGUAACGCCACAACAUCAGAUGCAGCAUGCUAUUAACCUUAUCCCACCGCCUAAGUGUGAGGAGCAACAAGUAAAACUGCAACAGCGGCAACAUAGUGUUAGUGAUGAACUUAAUCAACAGCAACAAUCACAAAACAAGCCUUUAGCACAAAGAAUAGAUCAGGAUCUUGGAAAUGCUGAAAAUCGCACAGAAGAAAUGUCAACAUGUGUCAAUACGAACGCAAAUCUACCGACAGACCCCUUCGCUUUUAUGGAGGAGGAAAUAAUUGCAUCAACGGCAGCUGUUUCUAAUGAUAAUAGCCCCAGAAAUGAUAGGGCCUCGAAUAUUCUACAAGAAUCUCAAAUUAACGGCGGUAACGAGGCGAUUAGAAGUAGUGAUGUAGCAACGUCUUUUCUGAGUUCGACAGUGAGUGUACUGGGUCAGGGAGACGAAAUGUUUAAUAUGCAACAUCAACACCGACAGUCCCAGCAGCAACAGCUAAUGCAUGCAAGCAAUAGCGAAUUACAGGAAUCAAUGAGUUAUAGUCUGAAAAUAAAGCUUCCAACCGCUGCUGCGAAUAUGCUGUCCGAGGGGGAACAGCUGGAACAACAGCAAUUGUUAGAUCACCACCUACAACAGCACACACAAUUGCCGCAACAAUUGACAACACAGCCGUCCCAAUUUCUUUUCAAUGAGAGUAAUGCGAUUUUAAGACCUCCACAAAAGAAACGGGGUCGCAAAAAGAAAAUUCAGCCAGUUGCCGAUGGAGCACUGCCAUUAUCAUUACAAUUGAUUACAGGAAAUAACAAUACUGGAGGAACAGCUGGUCCUGGCAGGGAAUUAGAAUCUAACCUUGCUGAUAACCCAGGUUUGAAUACGAAUGAAAAUGCUUUCACAGGUCUACUAAAGGCGAAGGAGCGUAAAAAACAUGACCGCUUUAAUGGAAUGUCUGAAGAGGAAGUCGUGAAGCGAACACUACCCGACCAUCUUUGUGAUAACCUCGACAUUGUCAUAAUUGGCAUUAAUCCUGGUUUGUUUGCUGCAUAUAAGGGUCGUCAUUAUGCAGGACCUGGCAAUCAUUUUUGGAAAUGCCUUUACCUAUCUGGACUCACUCAAGAACAAAUGAGCGCCGAACAAGAUUACGAGCUAUUGAAAUAUGGCAUUGGCUUCACGAAUAUGGUGCAGCGUGCGACUAAGGGCUCCGCAGAUUUGACACGCAAAGAAAUCAAAGAAGGUAGUCGCAUUUUACUCGAGAAACUGCAGCGUUUUCGCCCAAAAAUCGCCGUUUUUAACGGCAAACUAAUUUUUGAAGUUUUCUCUGGUAAAAAGGAUUUCAAUUUUGGGCGACAACCCGAGUGUGUUGAGGGUACCGAUACGUACGUUUGGGUUAUGCCAUCAUCAUCUGCAAGGUGUGCACAGUUGCCACGAGCUGCCGAUAAGGUUCCUUUUUAUGCCGCACUGAAGAAAUUUCGAGACUAUUUAAAUGGUUUAAUCCCACAUAUGGAUGAAUCCGAGUGCAUUUUUACUGAACAGAAAAUUAAACAAGUUUGCGAACAGGAGAAUCAGAAGAAUCUCGUAUCAGUUUCUGGUGUUGCUAAUUCUUCAGCAGGACUAUUAUGUGGGUCUACAAGUUCUAUGGGGAUACCUGCAACAACGGAUAGUAUUAGCAUUGAGUAUAACAACUUGCAACUGCGAUCAAUGGAAGACGGUGAAACCGUAAGCAUUUCCACUCAGCUGCAUGAGAGCGGUGGAGUCAGUAAUGAUUGUAAUGGCAUAAGUGGUUCAACACUUGGCGUUUGCAGUGAUACUGCUAUUUGCGGUAACUGCGGCGGGGGGGGUAGCGGUUGUGUUGCUAGCCACAUAACUGUGAUCAGAGAAGGAGCCAUCGUCCCAGAUGUUAACUGCUCUAUGCAUCAAGAGCAAGAGAAAUUCCCUAGAUUUCAAGGAGCGUCCGCUGAAUCUGCUUACAUGUAUAGGUCCAAUGAUGGUCCACAUGGUCACAGCGUUCCUGGUCAUGUGUCGGGUCCAGGACUGUCACCAGAAACAGUUGCAAGUAAUAUAAUGCAACAAUCCAAUCAUAAAAAUUACGCGAUGACUACAUAUCACGGGCAACCGCCGCCCGAGAAAAAAAAGCGUGGGCGCCCAAAGAAGGUUAAAGACCAGGAUAUAAUGAACUCUGCCACACGCAGUCGGAUGCAAUUGAUAGGACAAAUGGCAGGCAGUAACGACUUUGGCAAUAUAUUAAACUUGUCAAUGAUGGGAGGUAGUUCCACUAGUACAUGUGUCAACGAUUCACUCUUGGGAAGCGGUAUCGGCGGAGGUCGUGCUGAAACACCAAAGAAGAAGCGAGGACGACCGAAAAAAAUAAAGCCAACUACCGAAACCCAACAAGUGCCAAAUGCUCUUCUUCAAGUGAAACCACAUGCAAUGUCGAUUCAGGCGCUCACGGGCAUGGAUAAUAAUUCUACGCAGCGUUUGCAACAACAGCAAAUUCAACAGCAGUCUCACACUUAUGGAAGUAAAGAUUUGUCACAGCAACAGACGCAGCAAAUGUUCUCAUCUAGUUCACCGAUGAGAUCGCCAGCAUUGAAUUGCUCAUAUGCCGGUAUAACUCCACCCACUUCUACGCAGUCUACACCACCCACACAUCAACAACAAUGCGAUAAACUUCUCGAUAAUGGGGGCGGGAUUAUGAAUAGUCCUAAGAAUUUAGUCAACGCACAUAUCGAUAAUCCCAGUGGCGGCAGUGGCAGCAAUAAUGUAAAUAGCUAUUACACCCAUAAAAGUAUUUCACAGGGUGUUAAUUCGAUUAGCUCGGAACACCAUGACAGUGCAUCGGUAUCUAUAUCGCUCACAACAUCAGUGAGUGACCUUGCAAAUAAAGUACCAAUUAACUCAUCAGUACCCGUAUCUAUUUCUGCUUCACAUGAAUCGCAUUUGGGCGAAUCCCCUUCACCCAGUUCGCCAAAUAUAUGCGCUGUAGAUUUUGAGCCUCCUACUACUAAUGCUGCUUUAAGUAGUGAAAAUGAGUCAGAAUUGCAAAACCAACGAAGACCUGAAAUACAACAACACUCUCGAAUCCAGCAUCAGCAUCAGCAAUUGCAACAAAACACGCGUUUCGCAAGUCCAGUGAACGAGUCGUCAGCUGAAAACCAAUCGACCGAUCACUACCAGCAAUGGCUUACAGCACACACGGGUAUCACUUUGCCUGCACAGUAUGCACACCUCCAUCAGGAACAGAUCCAACAGCAGCAGCAGCAACAGCAAGAACAACAACAAGCGGUAAACUUUAACGAACAUCAACAGUUACAUCAUUUGCAGCAAUUGCAACCCACAGUACAUCCGAUCCAUGAACCAACGACUACCGCAAUUCAGGCCCAAUGGCAGCGCCAACAACAUUAUGAUGAUCUCGUGGGUAGCAAUUAUGGUAUUUCAUCGCCUCAUACACAUCAGCAGCAGCAACAACAAAAUUCAAGUCAACACAUGCAUCAUCAAAAUCAACAACAGCAACAUAUAUCCGAACAUCAGCAUAACCAUCUCGUUUCCCAUCAUGUGCGAUUGGCUUCCGAUGUGAGUAGCAAAAGUCUGUCUGGGCUCGAGUCACUAGUCGACCAAAUUCCCACAAUACCAGAGAAUGAUUCAGUAUCCAUAUCAAGUGCGGUAGCAAGUAAUUCUGUCAGUGCGGCCGUUGAGAGUCGUUUACAGAAUUUGCAGCAACAUAUGCAACAGCAACACCAGCAACUCAUUAGUGUAAGUAGUUCAGCGAUUGAUAUACAUUCUGAGCAUUACUGCACGCCCACAGUGAAUGGGAUUUCUACAAUAUCUGAAACAAGUGAUACAUUGACUGGCAAUAAUAGCAGUGGCAGCAAUACACCGCAUCAAGCUAAUGGACUAUUUAAUGCUAACUCACCAGGCAGUUACAGUAUCCAUAGACUUAAUUCGUCAGCCGCCUCCUCGCCAGUUAUGAUGUCGCCACGUCAUCACCACCAUCAACAACAACUGACAACUCAUCAGUCUUAUGGAACUUCGGUGGGAGCAUCGCUAAUGACAGAUGGUGUAUUGCCCUCAACACCACUGACGAACUCAGCCAGUCACACCAAUAGCCCAGCGGAUAACAAUAUGGCCGAAGAUGCGCCAAAUGCAUGUACACCUCCAACUAGUAGUGCUGUCUCUACAGUGCCCACCAGUCUUUAUAGCACUCCAUCAACGUCGAAUUUACACAAUAUAGGCAACAACAAUUUUUCAGUUAGUAAUUUAGCAGCUUCGUCUGUUACGCCAAGUAAUGGUUGUAGAAGCAACAGUAAUUAUGCUUCAUUGUCGACACCAUCGUCUGCAGCAGCAGCAAGUAAUGUGUAUCAUUCAAAUUUCAUGGCAGCGGCUGCUUUGGCUGCAGCCGCAGCAAAUUCGCCCACGGCGACAAGUACUGCUGCUGCAGUUGCUGCACAUCAUGUUGCCCAUCCUCAAAUGUAUAUGGACCCGCAUGCACACCUUCCACCACAUAUGGCUGGCGUUAACUCCAUGUAUGCGCCAGCACCAACACACCAUCACCAUCAUUUAACGCCACAUCAUCCAGUACACCAUCAUCAUCAUACAGCUUAUGGUACAGCGGGGCAACACAGUUCCGCCAGUAACUAUGGUAAUCCAUAUUGCAAUCCCACCGUUACCGGUGCAGCACAAGGCACUUCUCUUCACUUACCAAGUCCCAACUAUCCAUACGGAUAUGGUAGUCCAGUAACCGCAGCUGCAGUAGUAGCAGCCCAAAGUAACUACCCAACAGCAAUGCAUGCUCAUCAUAGCCAGUCGGCGGAAACGAAUGCACCGGCACCACCUCCUGGUGCAGUAUCAGCUGCUGCAGCAGCAGCUGCCGCCGCAGCAGCUGCGGCAGCCGUAUACCACUCUCAUCACCCGGGACACCCGCAUGCCACACAUCCGCAUUCUCACGCACAUGCUCUGUCAAUGUUUGAUCGACUCAAACCGUCCGAUAUAAGUGGCUAUGGUGGAUUUUGAUCGUGAAAACUGAGUUUUAAUUGCAUAUAAGCGUUAUUAAAUUUGGCCAUGCCUAAAUCCAAUUAUUUGCAAAGCAGCACUGUUGAACACUGAGGUUGCUUAGCGGUCAGUAUUCAACUAUCAAAAUCGACAGUUUUAAAACCCACUCAAGCAUAUGUAUACCUAUAUAAAUAUAUGUAUAUAUAUACCAGAAACACAUAUGCUUAAGCGAAGCUAAGCCAAAUUAAGGCAACCAAAAACUAGUUAUGGUGUUAUGGAAAAGCUCAUUUAAAUUUAGCGAAAUUUGCCUUUGUGUGUGUAUGCACAUUUUAAAGUACAUACGUAUUUGUGGAGCUCAAAAGUCGUAGUGCUUUUUUUUUUUUUUUUUUUUUUUUUGUUUUUUUUAACAUAUUUUGUUUUUCUUUCCCAAGUAAAGACCCUGUAAGGUACAUUUGAAGAAAUAGUGUUAAAUAGAACGUGAAACAGCUCGUGAUGCUCACAUAUUUUACUUUUAAACUACCCCAAUGCAAUAAUAAAGUAUAACAAUUAGCAUGACUUGUAAAAUCCUUAAUUUUAUUUGUACAUCUGAUAUGUUAUUGGUAGAAUACACUUAAUGGUUAUUGUCACAAAAGAUCUUUAUCCACAUCCCUCAAGCAUAGCAUUUACAUAAGUAUGUAUAAUUCACGAUGAUAUUGGUGUUGUAAGCGAAAAUUAUUUACAUGUGUAGAAAUCAACAACACUUUCACGGUUUCUAAUCUCGAAUACUAUUUUAGUAAAAUAUAAAUAUACACAUACAAUACCCUUGGUAUCUUGUGAGCCUAACCACAACAAAACCAAACACAUAACAAUAGUUCGACAUUGAAAAUGACUUAAUUGUAUAUGUAUGAAUGUAUGAGAGUUCGAAUAGGCAUAAUACAGCUAUCCAGAAUGUACAGAUGGCAAAGGUGUGUUUAACAUCAAACCGUUACCCGGCUCGCAGUGAAUUUGAAGAAACCAGCUGACUUGCUGACGAAACAGGAAUUAUGGCAGAGGAUUGUUUGCGGCCGAGAUCAGAAAAAUCGGAUUCUGUGCUGGUACACACACACUGACAUUGCUCAUGUUACUCCGUUACCGUUUGAACAAGGACUGGUUGGAAUAGCGUAAGAGUAAGUGUAAAAUAAGCGUGCACCAAACCUUUUAUUCUAUCAUCCUUCAGAGAUAUAUCUGUUAAUGGCGAUUGGAUUUUUUUAAUUUCCCUACACGGGAAUAAUAGAAAAAAAAUUCCGCCCACCAGAGAGAGAGUGGCGUCACAUUGGUCUUCGACAAAAUUAAGAUUGUGUUGGGGAUAUAUGAAAAAGGUAUCCGGUCAUUUUCCCGAAUCGAAUUUCCCGAAUGCCGCUGGCCCGAAUGUCUAAAAUUCCGAAUAACCAAAAUCCCGAAUGCCAUUUUCCCGAAUGCCAGUUUCCCGAAUCCAUUUUCCCGAAAACCAAUUUCCCGAAUAACUAAUUUACCGAAUAUUUUUAAAUAAUUGACGCAUAAAUGGUUCCAACAGAAGAAUAAUGUUACCAUAGAAACGAAUGCAACUGUCAUUCUACUUUUUAACUUCUGUUUGUUCUCGACAUUUUUGUAUAAAAUUUUUAGUGUUUGAACAUUUUUAUAUUUUAAUUCUACAUAUAUUCGUAUCACAAUGGAACCAGCACGAGAAAUAUUAGGGACGAAAUUAAUAUUGGACGGUCAUCUAUAUCAGCGAUCAAAAAGAAGUUAAGGAAAAGCUUAUUGGGAUUGCGUGAAACUUCGAAAUGGAGAAUGUACACCGCAAAUAUGUAUAUGUUCACUUUUACAAAAAUUUAUUGCAGUAAAUCCUUUAUUACUAAUAAAAAAAAAAUUUAUUUUUCGGGGACAUAGCCAUUCGUGAAACUGGCAUUCGGGAAAAUGGCAUUCGGGAUUUUGGUUAUUCGGAAUUUUAGACAUUCGGGCCAGCGGCAUUCGGGAAAUUCGAUUCGGGAAAAUGACCGGGAAUCUAUGAAAAAAGACGUGUGAAAUGAGCCUGCAGAGCUCGCCUGCCGAAUCCCCUAUGCCGUGGCAGCCGGCAGUUACUCACAAUUUCGCUUCGGUUAGCCAAACCUUGUAAUCUAUCAUCAUUGGUUCUACUUCGCUCAAAUGCAUUGAUUGCUAGCAAUACUCACACAAUCAUUUAUUUUAAUUUAACUUAACGAUGAGCGAAUGAAGAAAGCAACUCGUUCGUGCGUCUGAUGUAAACAUUGUUGCCAACGACUUCAAAUUGAAAAUUAUAAGGAAACGGAGAUUUUCUUUUUAUGUAAAUAAUGUGAAGGAUAUUAUAUUGAAGAAUUUAUCUUUUAAUGUGAUACUUUAUUUGACGUAAAUUUCAUGUUAGAUUUUUAAUUAACAUUUUAAUUAGAACUAAACUAAAAAGUGUUAUUCAAAUGUAGUAAUCUUUUGAUUUAAAUUAAAUAAAAAUUUAUUUUUAUAUACUUACGCGUGUCUCUGAAAUGACCAGCUCUGCUCUAAUGACACUGCUGCACGCUACCAUUUGUUGUAAAAUGCUGCGAGUGCGAUCAGAUUAAAAGUUCAUGAUUUUAAAUAUACAAUAUAUAUUUUUUUUAUUUGAACCAAUGGCCACCAACAUAGUUUACUUGAAAAUUUUCCAAACUACGUAUGCGAAAUUCAAUGAAGACAAAUCUUUGCCAUAAUUUAAUGAACUUGCAAUAAUCUGUCGCCUAUUGUCAUUGUUUUCUGAAUUUAUGGAACGAAACUUCGCUAAAGCUACAACAACGCUUACAUUAAUUUUGCUUUUACAUUUUGGUGGUUAGAAAACAAUAAUGAAGUGUAUUUUGUUGUUGCUUGAAAGCUUAAAUUAUAAUGAAAGGUUAAAUUAUAAAGAAAAGUCAAGACAGCUUCUCUACGCCACCACUUUGUUGAUGUACUUUGGCUCGAAUGUCAAAAUUUCAAUGGGAGUGUAAUGAAACAAAUAAAGCAACAACGAGAAGCAGGGCACAUUGGCAUUCAGAUCACCAAAUCGCAAAAAAAAAUCAGCUGCUGUAUCGAAGCACUUAGAUUUGCCAAAAUUCAUAUAGGGACAUUCUUAUUAUAAAAUGGUAUAGUAACUAUAUAAAAUACUUAUAAAAGCGUUUGUUGAAAUACUAAUCUCACAAAGGGAUGAUGUUUUUGAUAUGAAGCAAUAAUUAAAUUAGAAUGAUACCAAAAAUUUAGCCAAUAGUUAAAGUGCAUCAGUAUAAAAAAUAAUUUAUGAGACCAUUUUAAUUUUUGCUAUGAAACGUAAUUAUUUUGCAUUUUACGUUUCAUGGAAAAAAUUAGAAUGGUCUCAUAUUUAGUAUUUCAAACUUCAAUAAAAAACUAAUGUUAUGCUUUUUAGAUUAUUAUAUACCAGCUUUUCGGCACAUCCAUAACAAAAGUUUCUAAGGCAGUUCUUAAUGAAAAAUUUUCCGUAAACUCUCUAAAUUUUUGGAAGUGAUUUUUACCUGAGUUUUGUACUAAAGUUCGUGAAAAUAGUUGUCUGAAAACUCUAAUUGUUAGAAAAAUAUGGAAGUAAAUCGUACUAUCUCAUUUCAUAUAUGUAUAUAUAUAUUACAUAUGGUAUAUAAUUUGUGGAAGUGUUGAAUUUUUCUUGUUCUGUUCUCAAUCGAAAUGCACAACAUUUUCACUGGAAAGUUGGAAAUAUUUUCGAGUUGUCGGGAUAUGUAAUACGUUUGCAUUGUUUUGGAGGAAAGAAAACUUUAUAAGGCAUAUUUUUGUAUUUCACCACAGCCAAAAUCAGCCACAUAUUUUAAUUUUUUCAUUUAUAAUUUGUUUGACCAUGUUACGAGUCAGAAUUAAUACAUUUUCUAAAUUAUGUUCUCCUUAGCGUCUUUUCACUGUUGUGCGUGUAGUUUGCCUGUUUGGCUUAGUUUCAGCUUUCACAUCUACAUAUUUCAUUGAGGUAGGUAUUCUCGUUUCUCAUAUUAGCAACUAAUUUCAUUGAGAUCGUAUAUGGCGUACAGACUGGGCUGGCUUUUUGCUGUUUUACUUCAACGUAACCUGAAGUACAACUUUAUUCGGCAUUUCUCACAAAUUAAAAUUUAGUAAAUUUAAAUUCAAAGCGCUCAAUUUACUUAUUUAAAUUUCCUGAUACACCAAAAAUAUUAUAUAGGGUGGGCCAUGUAAAAUUUGCUUUUUGAAUCGGCUAUAAAAAAAAACUAAUCAAUAUUUUUUCAAACUUCUUUUUUAUUUUGAAGAUUGGACAUUGUCAUUUAUGAAUGAAAAAUAAUAUCGUUCAAAUGACUGCCACGAUUGGCUUUACAGUAGGCCAUUCGAUCAACCCAAUUUUUAAGCACAUUUUCGAUUGUUUGGGCUCCAAUUUCAUGAAUGGCAACUUCGAUUUCGUGUUUUAAAGCAUCAAUCGUCUCUGGAUGAUUCGCAUAGCAUUUGUCCUUAACGGCUCCCCUCAAAUCGGCUGAUUAUUCGGUUUUCAAAAACCGUAGCCAAAAGUUCGAGUGUAACUUUGGCAGUGCACCGCCCUGUUUAAAACAAAUGUCGUCCAUGUCAUCCUCUUGAAUUUUCGGAAACAAAAACUCGUUGAGCACGUCACGGUAAUGCUCGCCAUAUACUGUAACCGCGGAAGAAGAAGAAGACUCACCACUUUGGAAAUAGGUUUUCAAUAUUUCCCAAUUUUGUUCAAGCGUAUAGCGUCCCAUUUCGUAAAUGUCAAACCUUUAAGUAAAUUAUGAACACAUUUGACAUGUCAUUUAUGCUACCAUUCUCAAAAAAAUAGGUGGUUCAAAAAACAAACGCUAUAUGGCCCACCCUGUACAUUUUUCGAUAGUACUAACUGCUGCACACAGUCGCUACCAAACUCUAAUAAAUUAUUUAGUGUCAAAUUGGUUAUAAAAAGUAAUAAACAACAGGGUGAAUACGACGAAUGGUAUGUGUCGAGCAAACGGAAUUUAUCAUAGUUAACAGAAUCUUAUGUAAAAUAAUUUUGCAAAUUUUCAAUGUUCGACUAUAAAUAUAAAUACAGUGACAAUUAUUUAUAAACGUUUUUACAUGUCAUUGUAUGUGAGAGUAUAGUAAAUCUAAUGUUGAUCAUACGUUACGUAUUAAAAGAUCGUACGAUUUUAGGCCUUUGCACGCAAAUUUACUAUAUUUUUUUUACUACGACUAUGCCCGUGCAAAGUGGAUAGGUAAAAAGCAAAUUACAUAUGAGGAUGAAUCCAUAUACAUAUAUAUUUGCUGUAGUCACUACCAAAUAAUGAAUCAAUGGAAGUUAUAUACUUUAGAGAUAGCAAAGUCUUUCAAUGAUAGGUUCGUACCAAAACUAAUCACACUUUCAUUCCGAACUAUUAAGGGAAUGUGAAUAUUUUCCAUCCGUAACCACUCUCUUUCAGGAAAAUGGGUUAUAAAGGUUGUGACAUUUCUUUAAAAAUAAAUUAGAUCAAAUGUAAGACUUACAGUUUUAAGAGCGAUAUUUUUUUUAAAAUAUUUACAUGAAUUACUUCUAGCAUUAUAAUCUACGAAUUUAUAAAGGCAUGUAUGCUAAUUUUCUACUACCGCGUUUUUGCUGUGUUUAUUAUAGUGUAAAACGCUCUUCAAAACAAUUUUUUCGGGAAAUGCCAAUUGCCGUGUGAAUGGAAACUUUUAAGUAAUUGUUGUUUAAAUAGUUAGUGGCACUCAAUAAAAAGGAGGGUUCAUAGCAGUUUCAGAUUACACUUUCAUAUAUAUCUUUCUUAGUUAUUAAAAACAAAAAAAGUUCAUAUAACUAUAAGAUUCUUUGGGCAUAGUGGUCCACUAUUUAUACAAUAUAUGUAUAUAUGUAUGAGUGUGUAUUCAUAUUGAUACGAGGUUGAACUUAAACAUUUUAUUUAUACAUAUUAUACAUACAUAUAUUCAUAUGUCUAUCAACCAAUAUCCUUGUCCAAUAAUCACAAAAGUGUUUUGUAAAAUAAAGAGGCACGUUUUAUAUUUAAUUUAACUACUUGUGAAAUUCAUUUGUUAAAUUAGGUCUCUUAUUGUCUAAAUUGAAAAUAUGAAAACAGAGAGUAAAAUUUUAACUACAAAUUUCAAGCAAAAAAGAGAAAAUUUAACUCAAGUGAAAGACAAGACAAAAUAUAAACUUUUAAACUAAUUUUAAGAAAUUAAACAACUAAAUAUAUUUUUAUGUGUAAACAUAUUUUAUACAUUAAUAGCUUCAAAAGCUAAUAUAUAAAAAUCAUGAUUUUAAAUGAUGUCAAUGAAAGCAGCAAGCAAAAAUCAAUCGUGUGAUUUACUUUAUUAUUUUUUUCUAAAAAUCUUUCUUAUGUUAAUAUAAAUUAUUGCAAAUUAUUUAGGAACUUAAAAUAAAAGUAAAACAUAGCAAAAAUAAUUUAUAUAAACACAAAAGAUGAGAUAAUUGGGUUGGUCGACAGUAUACUAUAUCAGUCAGUGUGCUGUAUAAAUUGAAAAUUCUAUACGCAACUUAAAAAUUUCCAAUAAUACAUAUUAAAAUAAUAAAACAAGUAAAUGUGGAAAAAUCUUAAGGCCGGCAAUUAAACGUUUAAAAAUACGAAAUAGCUGAAAAUUAAACGGAGGUUGCGUACAAACGAAUAAAAAGUAAUACAAACCUAACACUGGGGAAAAACUCAUAUAUAAAAAAUUAGAAGUGUGUAUGUAUGUAUAAAUAAAAAACUACCCAAAGAAGUAAAAGUACGUCAAAUACUGAGUAGUUAAGCAACGUACUACAAAUUUAAUUUAAUGCAAAAAUUAGUGAUGAUAAAAUAUGUAAGGUCACAAUACUUGCAUGGCAAUAAAUAUAUAAGCCGAAGUAAAUACGCCAUCAAUGCGAUAAAAAAGCUAAGACGCAGAAGAAAACCAUAAAAACUAUGUAAAUUGCUUACUAAAAUUAUGUUAAUAUAAAUUUAAGAUAGUAGUUCGUAUUGUAAUUAUGACUUUAUAAAAUAUCUACGCGUGUGUUAAUUUCGAAUUGUAGAGUUCUACAGUAGUUUUUAUUAAAAUAGUUAUAUGCUCCAUGCGAAAGUUACUGUACUAUUCAGAUUAGACUUCAAAGUCCAUGCAUGACAAAAAAUUAGAUCAAAUUUAAUUGUUCUAAGUUUUAUCAUUUGUCAACACUUUAACUAUUCUUCGAAUUGUAUUCACAACGAUUUUUUAAGAAUCACAUUCGAUGUGAAAUUCUGGCAAUUUAUUCAAAAGUAUAGCCUUCGAAAGAAACCAUAACAAAAUUAACAAACGUUGAAUAAUAACCAGAAAAAAGCAAAAUUUAAUAAUGGAAUCAAAUUCGGAAUAUGGGGAUGCUGAACACCAAGAAAUGUGAAGGAGACCAAAUUAUCUUCUGAGGACCUCUUCCACCUUCAUGGGACCAGUUACAGCUAUAGUAGUAACUGCAUCUUGUAAAUAUUGUGAAAUUGUUAUUUUAGUUUCCACCGAGUACACAAAUAUUUAUAUAUGUAGAAGCAGUAUAGUGCAAUUACUAGUGAAUGCUGUUUUUCCGCCAGUGACGCAACUCAUUUACAUUUCUCGUGCGUUAAAAUCUUUAAUACUUCCUUAGCUUGAACAGUAGUUAUAGUCAAACGAUGGGUGUUCAUUAGUCCAAUUGGUACAGAGGGCUCUAGGGCACUUUUCGGGGUUAUAUGGUGCUCCCACCAUACAAGCAGGAUUAGCCUGGCGUCGUUUUUGAGUAUGCCUUAGUCGUUGGCAGUUUGUGCAUUGCAGCUCAGCUAUAUAAUGUUAAACCUUAACCUUGUACCACGCGACGUCGACAGAUUCUGGGAGACGAUAUAAAUCAAAUGUAAGAAUCACAAGUCCAGUGAAAAUCGAUUUGCCUUCAAUUUGGCGGGAAAACUUGUACACUCCAGUAACGUUUCCGAUAAUGCCACUUUUGACAGUAUGUGCAGCUCUACUAGUAGGCAUGACGUAGACCAGGUGCUAGUGAAUUGGAUUCGUUCGAUGCUAGCCCAAGGAAUCGUCACAGUGCGAGCAGAGGAAUAUCUGUUGGUGUCAUCCGGUGUUAACAGAGGCUGCGGUGUUCUGUCACUAUUGCUCUGCUGCAUGGUGAUCGAUCCUAUCUCAGUACCUUAAUUGAUGCUAGCCUGUUGCCUGUUUGUUAACAGGUCAUUUGCUUCAGAACUUCUGUAGAAAAGUGCAGAAAACUCUGGAUAUGGUUGACAUUUCGUGCUGUGCGAAUGGGCUAUCGGCAAACCCCUCCAAGACUGGUAUUGACCUUUUUACCAGAACGAGAAGCUCGAAGGACUCGUUCUGCCUAAGCUAAUAGGAGUCACAAUCUACCUAUCCAAAGAAUUCAAAUUUUUUGGAGUAACUCUCUAUAGUAAACUCCUUUGGAAGUCACACGUUGAAACAAAGGCAUCCAAAGCACUGGCAGCCUUUGGGUCUUUCUCUGAUAAAACCUAUUAUCACCUAUGCAUCAGUGGUUUGGAUGAGUAGACUCUCUCUCUCCAUGCCAUCAAGAGUCAUACUUGAAAAGAGAUACAGUCUGGUGCUGCCAGAGGUUCGAUUGUGGUCAAACUCUGAAAAUGUGCCCGGCAAAUACUGUUUUCGCAUUUCCAUGGAUGGCUCCAGGACUGAGUACGGUUCUGAUUCUGGUGUCUACGUGGAAUCCAGCCGGACAAAACUAAACUUUGCUUUUGGAAUAUAGGAAUCUGUGUUUCGAGCGGAGGUGUAUGCUAUUCAAGAAGAAAUGAUCUUUGUUGUGGAAAACAGAUGGAGAGGCAGAUUUAAAUGUGUCUGCAGUGACAACAAAGCUGCGCACAAGGCCUUAUGCUGCCCUCCAACCACUUCAAAGGUAGUUGAGUCUGUAAAUCUAGGCUGAACUAUGUCGGAAGACAUAAUAUCCUGAUGCUAACAUGAUCCCUGGAGACAUAGGUAUCGCGGGUUACGAGAUCUCUAACACUUUAGCUAGGAUGGGGUCUGAGGCCUACUUCUGUGGUCUCGAAGCUACGGUUAGCAAAUGGGUUACUUCAACCCACAAGCGAGCUUGUCAGGCUGAGAGAGGCUGCAGAUGGGCAAAACUGAUGUUUCCUGUCAUGUCCGAUCGACUGUCGCAGAUCCUCCUGUGAUUAAGCAGAAGGGGCUACAGGCAGCUGGUUAGUCUGAUAACGGGCCACUUUCUGUGGGUGAAGGUACGAUGAGACGGUAAACCACUUUCUGUGCGUUUGCCGGCCUUCGCUCGAAUCAGGCUUGAGGUUUUUGGCACUGAUUUGCUAAGAAGCGACCACCUUGGCUCCACAAGACCCACUCAGAUUUCUUCGGAGGUCGUGUAGAUUUAAAGGAAAUUAAAAAGGGAACUCGAGCGCAGUAGAACAAUUAUAAUUAUAAUCAAGAAUGAUAGAGAAAAAGAUUGCGCCUUCCGAAUUCGUCGUGUCGUAAGAAUGCAUCCAUGAACACACAAAAGGAAAAGGAAUUUCUUGUUUGGGAAGAAGAAGAGUAGGCGAAAGCAAUGGAAACAACCAUACACAACGCAAGACAAUUAUACGCUCACGCACAUGCUUUCUAGCAGAGAACAAGAGAGAGAGAGAAAGAGAGAACAAGAGAAUCUCGCCAAAGAGGAUAAGAGCAUUAGCAUCAACCCUAUUACGACUGUCAAUUAUCGAUAAAUAAACGCCUGCCAAGCAACUAUCCACUAUCGGUUGUUUGUGAAUAUCGAAUUCUCGUUCAAUUAUCGAGUGUUAAUAGUUUUUUGCCGCUCUUUCUAGGAAUUUUGUUUGAUAAUUUAAAAAAAUCGUAAUGUAUGUUUGUGGGAAUCAUAUAUCCAAAUUUGUAAGCUAUGAAAAUCAACAGUAAUUAUCUAGUAUACAGCCAAUAUACUGAAGUUCCAAAAUAUGUCAAAAAUUUUACCAAUUCGGUGCCAAUCGACGCGUUUAGGACCCAGUAUCAAUAUUCCAAAAAAGAAGUGUAAUUCUUUUAAACCGUUCAAAAGUUAAUAACAAGAAAUCAUUUCGUAAAAUGUGGUAUUUUGUACCGCUAAUUAUUUCUUCACUAAUGCACUAAAUUGCCGUAUUACACCACUUUGAUACUGUAUUUAUAUUUUCAGGAAAAUAUUUUGCUAAAUAUUUUAACUAUGGCCCCUAUUAUGAGUUGGAUUCGAUCUUCGAUAUUCGUUGGUUGUCGAAGAUCGAAAAUCGAAUGUCAAUUUGGUAUUAUGAGGGGUGCAACUCUGUCGAAAUUUUCGUUGUAUACCGAAUUUAGAGUCGAAUGCAAUUUUGUUUUCGAUUGUGUAGUGUAUUGUGGGAAAACUUGUUAAAAUGUAAGUUGUUUGCGGUUAUUUAUUGUUUUGUAGUAACCAAAUAAUAAAUAUAUACUAAUUUUGUUAAUUUUAUGCAGGUCGAAAGUCGUGAGUACCAAACAGCAACUAGAAAGGCUGGUUGCAUUAAUGGAAGAGAAUCCACAAUUCGCAAAAGGGAUUUGCAGCAAAAAAAUGGGAGGAAUUUACAACGGAGCUGAAUUGCUUGGGACCACCAGUUAAAACGGUAGCACAAUGAAUUAAGGUUAAAAAUGUUUUUUUUUUUGUGAUUUUUAUGGAAAUACAUUUUUAUUUUCCCUUGGCAGGUAUGGGCUGAAAUACGUAGAGGAACUGAAAUACAUAUUUUUUUCGAAUGACGAAAAAUUGAAUAAAGAAAAUUUAUAAGAAAAAUAAAACAGAAACUGUGGCGUAAAGGUUUUUAUUUAAUACUUUUUAGAUUUUUCUAUAAUAUUCUAAGAAUUUCAUUUCUUAUGUUUUCUGCUUCUCCGUUAUUUGACUCCACUUCAAUAUCUUCAACAUCAUCGUUGAGGGUCUCAUCGAAUAACUCUUCAUCCGGAAAUUGAACAUUAUGAAACAAGCAAAUGUUGUGCAAAGCUGCACACACACAUUAAUAAUUUGUGUUGCUUUUUUUGGAGAAUAGUGAAGAGCUCUUGGAUCGGGUGCAUUGCUGCAACUGGUUUUCUGUACUGGACAGUAGGUUCAUAAACGCCUCUUUAGAUAAUCUAAAGUUCUUUAAAAAUCUGUAAGGAAAUUUCUGUAAUAUUAAGUACGUCAACACAUUUUGAAAAUUCUAAACUUACUCAGUGGAAGCCAUUUCUAGGGGGUAGGAUGCGCCCCUCAACUGUUUUCUACUUCUAGCUAGUUCCACUAAUCUUUCAUCGUCAGAUGAAUCGUCGAACCACAACUCCGUUGUACUCAUUUUCACACAAAAUACUUUUCUUAACUUUUAAAAAUGAAUUUCAACACAAUCGGUUUUUCUUUUAUUUUGAUUUGCUGUAUCAGCUGAGAAAAAAUUAUCUAUUGUAAAUGCGUCGAGCGAUCGAAAUUCACAAUAGUCCUAUUCUUCAACGAAUGAGCACCAUAAUACCAAAUGAAAAUUCGUUCGAUCAGCACUUUCGACUACAGUCGAAGAUCGAAUGUUGCUCAUAAUAAGGGCCUAUUUCACUAUUCUAAUAACAAAAAUGUAAACACAAAACUGG